AUGCGUUAUGCAUCAUAUUUAUCACAAUCAGUUCAAACUAAAAAAGUAGCUGUCUUAGGUGCUAGUGGAGGCAUUGGACAACCACUUUCUUUAUUACUUAAAUUGAGUCCAAUGAUUAGUGAUUUAUCUCUUUAUGAUAUUCAACAUACAAAAGGUGUUGGAGCUGAUAUUAGUCAUAUUGAAACACCAGUUAAAGUUAAAGCUUAUGUCGGCAAAGAUGAAUUAGCUGAUGCACUAGAAGGCAUGGAUCUUGUUCUUAUUCCAGCUGGUGUACCGAGAAAACCUGGUAUGACACGCGAUGAUUUAUUUAUUACAAAUGCAACAAUUGUUGCUGAUCUUGUUUCGGCAUGUGCAAAAAAUUGUUCACAAGCUAUUAUUGCAAUUAUUACUAAUCCCGUCAAUUCAACAGUUCCGAUUGCUGCUGAAGUUAUGAAAGCAUAUAAUGUAUAUGAUGAAAAGAAAAUCAUCGGUGUGACAACAUUAGAUGUUAUUCGAGCUGCAACAUUUGUUGCUGAAGCAAAAGGUCUCGAUUCAUCACGAGUUUUUGUUCCUAUUAUUGGUGGUCAUUCAGGAAAUACAAUUAUUCCAUUAUUAUCUCAAAUAUCACCACCAGUUUCAUUUUCACAACAAGAAUUAGAUAGUUUAACUAGUCGUAUUCAAAAUGCUGGAACAGAAGUUGUAGAAGCUAAAGCUGGUGCUGGUAGUGCAACAUUAUCCAUGGCACAUGCUGCUACAAGAUUUUCAUUUUCAAUUCUUGACGCAUUAAAUGGUAAAGCAGGUACUAUUGAAUGUGGUUAUGUAGCAUCACCAGAACUAGAAUUUAAAUAUUUCGCUACACCACUUCUUCUUGGCCGUAAUGGAGUGGAAACAAGUAUUGGUGUAGGAAAAUUAUCUGAGUAUGAAACAAAAUUAAUUGAAAAAGCUAAACCAGAACUUAAUGCAAAUAUUCAAAAAGGAAUUGACUUUGCUAAACAAUAUUUAGCAAAAUCAAGAUAG
Rotaria sp. Silwood1 is the source of this 996-nucleotide messenger RNA. Lineage: Eukaryota; Metazoa; Rotifera; Eurotatoria; Philodinida; Philodinidae. The record is from the annotation of a GenBank genome assembly.